AUGAGAGUCAGUCUUGCGAAAGAGCAGCUCGCGAAGGAAUAUCUUCUCGCUUUUAUAAAGAAGAAUCAAGACAGCGGCUGUAAUACCUUAAGCAGUUCCCGUCAGCUGCCUUUAAAUGACUCUGAAAUGUUUAACAGCUUUGCCGCUUUGGGAGAACGUUUGUUUUCGAGGAAAACCAGUCGUCGAGAUGGAGGUCUUCACGGCAAAGAUGACGAUACUACCGCCGGAAGAAAAACCUUCACUUUGCCGACUCAGCAUAGAAACGGAACGCGUAUCUGUGGUCGUGACGCCAGCGAGCGGAAGGACGGAGGAGGCAAUCAAGAUUCCCAGACGUCAAAGGGUGAUAUAUCUGGCGCCAAUGACAAUUUUAAUAACACGAUGCUCUCUUGUGCUGCUAGUUCGCCGUGUGACACCCCUGUCCGCGGUUGUGUACCCAGUGAAAACACCUCUGUGGUCCAAUCUCUCAUUCAACGAAGUGGCCCUCGGGAAGAGCCUAUAUCGAUUAUUCCAUCCAUUGGACCACGAAAACAAAGACCCCAAUUCCUCGAUGUGAAAUCUAUCACCGAAAUGCCUGGGAAAAGCGUUUUAUCAGGAGAAAACUCCCCUUCGGAGGAGUUCUACGACGCUCAGGAUGAACUACCUUCGCAGGAACCUUUGGCGGUAGUUGGUCCUGAUGCGGAUAGGGAAGAACCAGUAGAAGUUGUCGAUAAAGACCCGAAAUCAUGUAAUGAGGCCGAAAAGGACGUUAGGCCUCUAACUGAAACUCUUCCUUCUGAAGUUGACGAUGGUGAAAUGGACGAGUUUCAAGAUGCAAUGGAUAGCGAUGUACAUUCAGUGCCACAAAUACCCGUCGACAGAGGUCAGCGUAUCUGUGACAGAUCAGAAAAUGACUUGGGGUAUAACGGAGAGUGUUACAAAUCUCCUGAACAAAUCGUAAAUCAGGAUAAUCCGAAUUUAAAUUUUUUCUCUUUAGAUAACAAUAAAGUAAAAGAAAACAGUACACCAGAGCUCGAUAUCCCCAAGAUGAAAGAGACGAAUAGAAAUGUGUUCGAAACUAAUAAUUGUGACCUUUUAGUGUCAAAUAUAGGCCCCGUAGGAGAAGUUGAAAGUGAUAAACCAAAACUAAGAACGGGUACCUUGACAGAAAGUAAUGAAAGUGACAACCCAGAAGAAAGUGUAUCUUCUUUGCACGAGAUCAAUGGAGAUGAUGGUGAGCUUGAAGUCAAAUUCAUUCUAGAUGACGUUAUGGAAAGAAACGAAGGUGAAAAAUCGCCCGGAAAUACAGGUACCUCGAUAAAUAGCGAUGAAAGUGACAAGAGGGAAGUGAACUUGUGUACAGAUGACAGUGGUAAAGUAGAAUUAAGUACAGAUGCCAUGAUAGAGAGUGAUAAAGGUUGUACGAUCGAGGUAAAUACAGAUAAUGAGACAGAAAGAGAAAGGUGUCCAUUUGAUGUGUCAUUGGAAAAUACGAGGGAGCGUAACAUAGUAGAAAUAAAACACGAAAAAGGGACUGAUGAUGAUGAUGAAGUCAGUUUUGCCAAAGGUGAAUUUCACAAUGGAUUGAAUACGGGAAAGGAAACGUGCAUUUCAAAUAACACAAGUCCUUCUGAAAUAGUCCCUGUUUCCACAGAAGACUUUGCGGAAAACAUCAGUCCAUCAGAAAUGUCCCACAAUUCCUCGAAUUCUUCUCAUUUUGACAAUCUCAAAAUUGCAAAGAAACCGCCCAUAGCCCCUACGCAAGCGAAAAACAACAAUGGCGCAGCCCCCCAGAAGCCCUCACGUAUCCUGACAGAAUUCAAGCCGCUGCAGAGGAACUUACAAAAUAGCAGGUUAAGGGAAGAAACGCGCCAGAUUGUUAUGAUGCUGGAGAACGACAAAGCGUGCAAGGUGCCCCGACCCAACUUGGGCCUUCAAGACAGGUUGAAAAGUCUCAUGAAGAAUUCCGUAGCGAAAAAGCCAAGAAGUUGCGUCAAGGGACCUCGGUUUUGUGGUACCUACGUCAAGGGCAUUACCAGUUUGGCCAAUGAAAAGCUGGAGGCAAGACGUGAUUCCUUUCAGGAAUUCAUCCAACAACGUAAGGGAAUCCAAUGUGAUAAGCCGGUACAGAAUCCACCUUCACUUUCAGGGAAAAAUUCCAUUCUAAUGUCAUCUACUGUCUUAAUAAAGGGAAGUAAAGAUCCUGUAAUCAUAAGUGGCAAGAAUACCAUAAAUGAGGACAUUGGUAUAACAAUGACAAGCCAUACAGAAACGGUAUAUAAUGUUGGUGAUCAAAAUGCUGUUGAAAAUGAAAUGACCAAAACAGAAAUUAAAAAUGAAACCAAAUCUUUCCAAGAGGAACUUUUGCUCUCGGAUAAAGGUGCAAAUUGUGAUGAUAGAAUUGAUUAUUCUUCACCUCACCACACUAAUGAAAAUAUUAGCUUUCAUACUGCUAAUGAACCUAGUGGGCCUUUUCAUAAGCACCAGUAUAGCUCUGCCUGUUACACAGAACCUGCAAAUGAUUUUGUAGUCCUCACAGACAAGCCAACCACAGUCAGUGAAAAGAUCACUACUACUUCAGAUACUGCUUCAGAUCAGUCCACACCUCACGUUGAUGACAGCUGUGAAUUUAAAUUGCAGAGUUCCUGUCAGCCAGGAUUUUCUGGUCAGACAUCUCCUGAUGCGCAUGACGAAAGGUCUAAUGCCUCUGAGGUCCAAAGCAACAUUAGUGACAGUAAACUUUUUGAAAAUCACUUGAUCAUGGAUCAGUCUGAAGAGAAAUUCACUAGAGGCGAUCUAAGUCCUGAUAAAGGAUGUGAAAUUGGAGUAACCCCAGUUGUAAAUGGUUUUCCCAAUUCAGAAACUCUUUCUAAAGCCACAGGAAGUCCAGGUGAAGAGGCUGAAACUUCGGGUAGCAAAACGACCACAGAGGCUGAGCCUUCUGUAGAAAACAGAAAGAGAAAAGCGAACAGACACUUGCCUCAGCAGCAGCCAAGCAAAAAAUCAUUGACGAGCAUUGACUUGCAAAAGCAUAUAGCAUCUUUAAACAAAGUAUCCAAAGAGAUGGUUUCAAAGCAGUCAAGUAAAGACAAAGAUAUUGGGUUAAAAUUAGCAAGCAGCAAGGAUACCAGUAUAAAAAGUAAAUCCCCUCAUAUUCAGAAGGAAGUUUGUGAUAUGAUUGGAGUUUCAGACACCGAUAAAAAGGAUUUUGUGACAGAUUCCUCUCUUCAUUCAGACAAUGUUAAAGAUGCUUUCACACGCACAGAGACUUCCCACCUGGAAAACGAAAUGGACAUGAACAAACAAAUUUCCAAAAGCUCAGAUUUUCAGAAAAAUCUCACAUUACAUAAAGAAUGCAAAGCAAAACCUUCUAAGGAAUCAGUCACUGACCUCCCAGGCAACAGUAAUGAUAGAUCAACCUGUACAGAAAACAAGAGCAUGAGCAUAAACUCCAAAAUUCAGGAAUAUAAGAAUGAUUUUAAAACGACUAUCAUAGAAGCAGACAUAACACGUCUAAAGAUGGACAAUUUAGUAGCAAGACAUUGUGGGGCUCAUUUCAUAUAUAAGAAAACAAAUGACAUGAAAAGAGACAACAACAGAAGAGCAGAGUCAGAGUCAAGGAGCUUAUCGGAAGCCAUGGAACAAAGAGAAAACUCCAAAAUUGAAACGGACAGCCCUUGUCACAGCGCUGCCGAAAAACUGCCAAAAAAUGAUCAGAUAGAAAAAGAAAUUCCACUGGAAAAUAGAGAGAGAAAUUCAGAUUAUUGUCAUGUCAGGAGUAGAUAUAGUAGCGUAGAUCAUCGUAGGCUCUGUCAGUCAAAGAGCAGACGAAAUACAAUAGCUCAACGUCGCUUUUCCUGUUUUCCAGAUGGAAAAAAUUCUAGGUCAAGUCAGUCUUUGAUAAACAAAGGUAGUGCGAAAGUCAACUGUACCAGUUUCACACAGACAAUGUUGAAGAAGUGUUUGGAAAUUGCCAUUGAUAAAUGUGAAAGUAUGGGUUGGGAGGCACCAGAAGAAAUAUCAGAAGCCCCUUCAGAAAUAUCCAAAUUCUUGUCUUUGGAAGAAAUGAAUAAGGAACUAGCUCGGGCUGUCGCCAAGCGUAAUGCAGGAAGAGUACGAGAAUUACUGAAACAAGGAGCAGAUCCAAAUAUUUUAUGCGGACAUUCACCUGCUUUGCUAAGAGCAGCCAAAGAUGGUAUGCUCUAUAUAGUUCAAGCUCUUAUUGCAGCUGGCGCUGAAAUUGACGUACGUUUAUCAUCUGGCGAUAGUGUUGUUCACGUAGCUGCUCGAGGAGGACACAGUGAAGUGAUUAUAGAUCUGAUUCACAGUGGGGCUCAUGUUGAUGCAAUAAAUCGCAAUGGAGUAACUCCUCUUCAGACAGCUCUUGCCUACGGACAUUUAGAGGUAGCCCAGAUGCUCCUCAGAAUGCACGCUGACAUACUAGCCCCAAAUAAAGUAGGUGAAACUGCUUUGGAAAUUGCAAAUAACUUGGGAUACAUAGGCUUAACAGGCAAACCAAGGGAAUUAAGGAGAGAUUCAGCUCCUGGUACCCGCGUGGAGGUUCCUCCUACAGAAGUUCCAGUGGCUGUGAGAAUGAUCCAAGGAAUAGAAGAGGGUUGUGCUGCCACUGUAGAGGAAUGUUUGAACCUAGGUGCCCAUGCAAAUACAGUAGUUCCCCUUGCCUUGCACUGGCCAGCCAGAGCUGGUGUUCUGCAUCGUGCAUCUCACCACGGGGAAGAUUUAAUUGUAAAGUUACUGUUGGCAGGUGGUGCAGAUAUUAACAUGAGAGAUGUAGUUGGUAAUACACCUUUACAUGCCGCUGCUCAAGCAGGGUAUAAUAAAGUUGUUAAAGUCCUUUUAGCCAAUGGGGCUCAAUUGGAUUCGGUCUCCCAAUCUGGAAUGACUCCACUCCACAGGGCUGCCUCUAAAGGGAAGGACCUUACAUGCAAUUUACUUCUGAAACGAGGAGCCGAUCCCAAAACUGAAGAUAAUGCGGGUUGCACGCCAGCAGACUGGGCAAGAAAGCGGGGUUUCAAGAGCUUGGCAAAGAGGCUAUUCUAUCGGCGCAGAAGCAGCACUGCCCUCACUGCAGGGGCUAACCACAAGCACCAGCUGCAACACCUAAGCAGGUUGCACCAAGCAGCACUGAAGGCUGGGCAAAGGAGCAAUUCCAUGGAAAGUGAAGAGUAAAGACAUCCUUUAAAAGACUUUACAGUACUACUUGAUCUGUGAUUUUUAGUAAAACAAGUAUCAAAUAAAUUUGAUAUGAAUGUCUGAAUUUCUUUGCAAUAAAACAAUAUUUA
Macrobrachium nipponense is the source of this 5279-nucleotide messenger RNA. RefSeq lists its product as uncharacterized. The transcript has a single exon. The record is from RefSeq and is a predicted model, not a curated record. Gene Ontology annotation, cellular component: nucleus; cytoplasm. Lineage: Eukaryota; Metazoa; Arthropoda; Malacostraca; Decapoda; Palaemonidae. Gene Ontology annotation, molecular function: protein binding. The coding region runs from base 1 to 5166 and encodes 1721 amino acids.